GUACUAUGUGCAGGGAGUGUGUCGGGAGGGCAACAAGUGUCUGUUCUCACACGAUCUGGCUACAAGCAAGUCCUCCACUGUCUGCAAGUACUACCAGAAGGGACAGUGUGCCUAUGGCACUCGGUGUAGGUAUGACCACGUCCGUCUGCCUGCGCCGGGGGCAGCCGCAGCCCUGGCAGCUCCACAGAGCCCCCGGCAGCACCCCCAGCACGGCACCACCACGCGCAGGAGGGAGAAGAAGACACUGGUGCUCAGGGACAGAAAUCUGUGUGGCUCCAAUGAGGAGAAGCAGCAGCCCAGUGCCCCCAGCGACGUGGUGUGCUGCAGCAACCACGACGACAGCCUGGAGGUGAAGCCCCACUCCUACCUGGAAGCCAUCUGCAGUGGGCUGGAAGAGGCUGUGGCUGGGAGCUCGCAGGGGGCCGGGGAGCAGCUGUGCCCGUACGCGGCAGCAGGGACCUGCCACUUCGGGGAGGGCUGCCUCUACCUCCACGGCGACGUGUGUGACAUCUGUGGGCUGCAGGUGCUCCACCCCUUCGACCAGGAGCAGAGGAAAGCUCAUGAGAUGAUGUGCAUGGCAACAUUUGAGCAUGACAUGGAGAAGGCCUUUGCCUUCCAGGCCAGUCAGGACAAGGUGUGCAGCAUCUGCAUGGAAGUGGUGUAUGAGAAGCCAUCUGCCUCAGAGAGGAGGUUUGGGAUCCUCUCCAACUGCAACCACACGUACUGCUUGUCCUGCAUCCGACAGUGGAGAUGUGCCAAACAGUUUGAGAAUCCCAUCAUCAAGUCCUGCCCGGAGUGCCGAGUGAUAUCCGAGUUUGUCAUUCCCAGUGUGUACUGGGUAGAAGACCAAGAGAAGAAGAACGAGUUGAUUGAAGCGUUUAAGCAGGGAGUGGGGAAAAAGCCCUGCAAGUACUUUGAACAAGGGAAAGGAACAUGCCCAUUUGGAGGGAAGUGUCUUUACCUCCAUGCUUAUCCAGAUGGGACACGAGCUGAGCCUGAGAAACCAAGGAAACAGCUGAGCUCUGAGGGGACUGUGCGGUUCUUCAACUCCGUGCGCCUGUGGGACUUCAUUGAGGACAGGGAGAGCAGGACUGUCGCCAGCACUGACGAGGAUGUCACAGAACUUGGGGAACUCUUCAUGCACCUCUCUGGGGCUGAGGAGGAUUCUGCUACUUCUCAGUAA
Acanthisitta chloris (rifleman) is the source of this 1183-nucleotide messenger RNA. RefSeq names its product makorin ring finger protein 2 (gene MKRN2). The record is from RefSeq and is a predicted model, not a curated record. Gene Ontology annotation, molecular function: ubiquitin protein ligase activity; metal ion binding. The transcript is spliced from 7 exons. Gene Ontology annotation, biological process: protein polyubiquitination. The annotation marks the transcript as partial. Lineage: Eukaryota; Metazoa; Chordata; Aves; Passeriformes; Acanthisittidae.